AUGGCAGCAAAAACACAGGCAGCUGUCACCGAAUGGCUGGAGGGAGAAGCCGCAAAACAUGGAGUCGACGUCUUUUCACGUGAACUUGCUGAUAUUUUGACUGAUUCGUGCUCCCUGAAACACGUUCGGGAGCAGUUCGUCUAUCCCAAAAAUGCGAAGCUACCUCAUGUCGAUCUAAGCUUGGUGGACCCAGAAGAAGACUGUAUAUACAUGUGCGGGAAUAGCUUGGGUCUAAUGCCGAAGGCCACACCAAUCCUGAUGCAAGAACAAUUCACGAAGUGGGGCGAGCAUGGAGUGCAUGGGCAUCUGAGUGAGCCGGUGCCGUGGGCUCAUGGAGAUGAGUGCGCCCUAGAAGGUGUGGCCCGGAUUGUUGGAGGGAAGCCGGAAGAAGUGGCGCUGAUGAAUGGGCUUACAGUGAAUAUUCAUGUUUUAUUGACAGCAUUUUACAAACCGACCGAUAAACGUCAUAAAAUAUUGCUUGAAUCUAGAGCAUUUCCCUCUGAUCAUUAUGCUAUUGAAUCGGAAUUAAGGCUACAUGGUCGUACUGUAGAGGACUCAAUGGUUUGCCUAGAACCAAGGGAAGGCGAAGAAACCCUCCGGACCGAAGAUAUUCUUGAAUAUAUCGAGGAAAAUGGCGAUGAAAUUGCUAUUGUAUUCUUUUCGGGAAUUCAAUAUUAUACUGGACAACUUUUCGAUAUUCCGGCUAUUACCAAGAAAGGUCAUGAAAAAGGUUGCCUUGUUGGCUGGGAUCUUGCUCACGCUUUUGGAAAUGUCCCUCUAGAGCUUCACUUCUGGGAUGUAGAUUUUGCAGCCUGGUGCUCGUAUAAAUAUUUCUGUACAGGAGCCGGAGGGUUGGCUGGAAUUUUUGUGCACGAGCGCUUCAAGGAGGACAAGAGAGAAAGGAUGCUCGGCUGGUGGAGUCACAAAAUGAAGACGCGAUUUAAUAUGGAUAAUAAGCUCGAUCUGGAUGUGGGAGCCGCUGGGUACCGGAUUAGUAAUCCACCAGUUUUUCUGGUUGUUCCGGUUCUCGGAAUGUUGGAGGUCUUUAAAACAGUGACUAUGGAGGAACUACGCAGCAAAUCUAUGUACCUUACUGGAUACCUUGAGCAUCUUCUAGAGGAAUUCUGCUCCGAAGAUUCCAGCAAACGAGAAUCGAAAAUUUGGUGUAAAUCCAUUACUCCAAAAAACUUCCAUGAACGUGGCUGCCAGCUAUCCCUAAAGUUUAACGUCAGCAUCGACGUCAUCUUCAAGGAGUUGUUGAGGCGAGGCGUAGCUGUAGACAAGCGAUACCCCUACAUCAUCCGAUGCAGCCCGGUGCAUCUCUACAAUAAUUACACUGAUGUUCAUCGGUUUGUGACGGCUCUGCGAGAAUCAAUGCGAGAAGCGGAAAAAGCUAUC
Molecule: messenger RNA, 1398 nt
Organism: Mesorhabditis spiculigera
Lineage: Eukaryota; Metazoa; Nematoda; Chromadorea; Rhabditida; Rhabditidae
Source: the annotation of a GenBank genome assembly